Molecule: messenger RNA, 2357 nt
Organism: Acanthochromis polyacanthus (spiny chromis)
Lineage: Eukaryota; Metazoa; Chordata; Actinopteri; Pomacentridae
Product: tripartite motif-containing protein 16-like
Exons: 2
Coding region: 53-1744 (563 amino acids)
Molecular function (GO): zinc ion binding; protein binding
Source: RefSeq, a predicted model, not a curated record
UUCAUCUACGAGGAAGUGAAACUCAGUCAGUCGCUGCUGCUCAGAGGAGAAAAUGGCUCAGAAAGGAGUUCAGCUGGACCAAGAAACCUUCUCUUGUUCCAUCUGUCUGGAUCUACUGAAGGAUCCGGUGACUAUUCCCUGUGGACACAGCUACUGUAUGACAUGUAUUAAUACCCACUGGGAUGGAGAGGACCAGGAGGGAAUCCACAGCUGCCCUCAGUGCAGGAAGACUUUCAGACCGAGGCCUGGCCUGGAGAAAAACAUCAUGUUAGCAGCUUUAGUGGAGGAGCUGAAGAAGACUGGACUCCAAGCUGCUCCUGCUGACCACCACUAUGCUGGACCUGAAGAUGUGGCCUGUGAUUUCUGCACUGGGAGGAAGAGGAAGGCUGUCAAGUCCUGUUUGGUUUGUUUGGCCUCUUACUGUGAGAAUCACCUUCAGCCUCACUAUGAUGUACCUCCAAUGAAGAAACACCAGCUGGUGGAGCCCUCCAAGAACCUCCAGGAGAACAUCUGCUCUCGUCAUGAUGAGGUGAAGAAGAUGUUCUGUCGUACUGAUCAGCAGUCUAUCUGUUAUCUCUGCUCUGUGGACCAACAUAAAGGCCACGACACAGUCUCAGCUGCAGCAGAAAGGACUGAGAGGCAGAAAGAGCUGGAGGUGAGUCGACUGAACAUCCAGCAGAGAAUCCAGGACAGACAGAAAGAUGUGAAGCUGCUUCAACAGGAGCUGAAGGACAUCAAGGUCUCUGCUGAUAAAACAGUGGAGGACAGUGAGGAGAUGUUCAGCGAGCUGAUCCAUCUGAUCCAGAACAGAAGCUCUGAGGUGGAGCAGCAGAUCAGAUCCCAGCAGGUGAUUGAAGAGAGUCGAGUCAAAGAGCUUCAGGAGAAGCUGGAGCAGGAGAUCGGGGAUCUGGAGAGGAAAGACGCUGAGCUGAAGCAGCUCUCAGAUACACCAGAUCACAGCCAGUUUCUCCACAACUACCCCUCAGUGUCAGCACUCAGUGAGUCCACACACUCAUCCAGCAUCAGCAUCCGUCCUCUGAGACACUUUGAGGACGUGACAGCAGCUGUGUCAGAGCUCAGAGGUAAAGUAGAGGACGUUCUGAAGGACACCUGGACAAACAUCUCACUGACACUCACUCAGCCAGACGUUUUACUGUCAGAACCAGAACCAGGACCAGGACUAGAACCAAAGACCAGAGCUGGAUUCUUAAGAUAUUCAUCUGAUAUCACUCUGGAUCCAAACACAGCAAUCAGAUAUCUGGUUUUAUCUGAUGGAGACAGAAAAGUAACAGGAGUGAAUCAACAUCAGUCUUAUCCUGAUCAUCCAGACAGAUUCAGUCAUUGGUGGCAGGUUCUGAGCAGAGAGAGUCUGACUGGACGUUGUUACUGGGAGGUGGAGAUGACAGGAAGUGGAUUUAAUGUAGCAGUCGCAUACAAGAAUAUCAGCAGAGUGGGGACAGGGAAGGAGUGUAAAUUUGGCCAAAAUGACAAAUCCUGGGCAUUACAAUGUACUAACAACAGUUUUAUAUUUUGGUUCAACAGCACUAAAACUCCUGUCUCAGGUCCUCAGUCCUCCAGAAUAGGAGUUUAUCUGGAUCACAGUGCAGGUAUUCUGUCCUUCUACAGCGUCUCUGAAACCAUGACUCUCCUCCACACAGUCCAGACCACAUUCACUGAGCCGCGACAUGCUGGACUCUGGCUUUAUUGUGAUGGAGCCACAGCUGAGAUCCCUAAAGUGAAGUAGAGUCACAGAGUUGAUGAAUUUAAGUGUCUGUUUCUUUAUUGUUCUGAGGCUCAUUUCUCAGAUCACAAAUUUGUUUACUUCACUGGAGAAUCUGUAAACUCAGAUAUAGAAAAAUCCUUCAUUCUCCAGAGGGCUUAAUGUGUUGUGGUUUUGCAUUUUAUUUCCUCUCCCUGAUUGUUGUGGAGAGAUCAGCUGUCAGUCCAACAUCAUGAUGUUCUCCACAGUGUUCUCUUGACGUGAUGAAGGUUCUUUCUUGUGUCUGUUCAGUCCUGAAGGCCGUCGCUGCUCAUGAACAUGUAAACUUCUCUGUGCUCUGAAUGUCUCAUAAACAUUUGUACUGAUUAACUUUCUCCACAUCCUGAUAUGCAGCACAGAAAUUUGCAGCAUCUUUCAUUCUGCAUGUUUCAUUUGUGGAUUUGGAGCCUGAUUCUCUUCAUGUUUGUGUUUCCAUUCAUGUAAAUGAUUUCUCUUUGGGUUUCUUCAGCAUGGCUACACAACAUUACAACAAAUACUCUUCAAACUGUCACUAUCAUUAUUAUUAAGACAGCAAACAUUAGCUUGUAUUGCAUGUGGAUGACGUGACUCAUUACAUUAAACAAGAGUCCAAUAAUGA